AUGGUUCUUCUCAGAUUGUCGUUGCUCCUGCCCCUCUCCCCCUCCCUACAUCCUCUGAUCUCCCUCGGCCGAGCCCACAGGAGCAGCCUGGAGUCCUCGCAGCAUCCCAUGGGCCUCUUGCAAAUGAAGCCCAUCGUCGUCGAGCGUCCCAUCUCUCCACCAGUGGAGCCCAUCGUGGUUGAUCCACCGAUCUCUCCACCAGUGAAGCCCAUUGUGGUUGAGCUGCCCAUCUCUUCACCAUUGAAACCCAUCAUGGUUGAGCUGCCCAUUUCUCCACCAGUGAAGUUCAGCGUAUUGGAGCUGCCGAUCUCUCCACCAGUGAAGCCCAUCGUGGUUGAGCUGCCCAUCUCUCCACCAGUGGAGCCCAUCGAGGUUGAGCUUCCCAUCUCUCCACCAGUGAAGCCCAUUGUGGUUGAGCUGCUUAUCGCUCCAGUGGAAGCUGAGUCGCUUCAGAGAUUUGAAGUAGGCUACUCACUCCGGAAAAAUAAGCCACUGAACGGUCUGACACAGCGACAUAGAAAAAGAGAGAAAGACAUGGAAACUUCAGUUCCACAGGCCAGAACUACGCAGCCUCCUCCUGCCCUAUCGGAUUACUUCCCUCCACCUACACCAAGGAGAUGCCAAAGGGCCCAGGAUUUCUUCCCUCCACCUCCAGUGGAGCCUAUUGUAGCUGAGCUGCCCAUCUCUCCACCAGUGAAACCUAUAAUGGUGGACCUGUCCAUCUCUACACCAGUGAAGCCCAUCAUGGUUGAGCUGCACACCUCUCCACCAGUGAAGCCCAUCGAGGUUGAGCUGCCCAUCUCUCCACCAGUGAAGCCCAUCAUGGUUGAGCUGCCCAUCUCUCCACCAGUGGAGCCCAUUUUGGUUGAGCUGCCCAUCUCUCCACCAGUGGAGCACAUUUUGGUUGAGCUGCCCACCUCUCCACCAGUGAAGCCCAUUGUGGUUGAGCUGCCCACCUCUCCACCAGUGAAGCCCAUUGUGGUUUAGCCACCGAUCUCUCCACCAGUGAAGCCCAUUGUGGUUGAGCUGCCCAUCUCUCCACCAGUGGAGCCCAUCGUGGUUGAGCUGCCCAUCUCUCCACCAGUGAAACCUAUAAUGGUGGACCUGUCCAUCUCUCCACCAGUGAAGACCAUAAUGGUUGAGCUGCCAAUCUCUCCACCAGUGAAGCCCAUAAUGGUUGAGCUGCCCACCUCUCAACCAGUGAAGCCCGUCGUGGUUGAACGGCCUACCUCUCCACCAGUGAAGCCCAUCAUGGUUGAACGGCCUACCUCUCUACCAGUUAAGCUCAACGUGGUCGAGCAUCCCAUCUCUCCACCAGUGAAGCCCAACAUUGUUGAGUUGCUCAUCAUUCCUCCAGUGAAGCUCACCGUGUUGGAGCUGCCGAUCUCAUCACUAGUGAAGCCUGUUGUGGUUGAGCCGCUCAUCUCUCCACCAGUGAAGCCCAUUGUGGUUGAGCUGCCCACCUCUCCACCAGUGAAGCCCAUUGUGGUUGAGCUGCCCAUCUCUCCACCAGUGAAGCUCACCAUGUUGGAGCUGGCAAUCUCUACACCAGUGAAGCCCAUCAUGGUUGAGCUGCCCAUCUCUCCACCAGUGAAGCCCAUAAUUGUUGAGCUGCCAAUCUCUCCACCAGUGAAGCCCAACAUUGUUGAGCUGCGCAUCAUUCCUCCAGUGAAGCUCACCAUGUUGGAGCUGCCGAUCUCUACACCAGUGAAGUCCAUCGUGGUUGAGAUGCCCAUCUCUCCACCAGUGGAGCCCAUCGUGGUUGAGCUGCCCAUCUCUCCACCAGUGGCGCCCAACAUUGUUGAGUUGCUCAUCAUUCCUCCAGUGAAGCUCACCGUGUUGGAGCUGCCGAUCUCUCCACCAGUGAAGCCCAUCGAGGUUGAGCUUCCCAUCUCUCCACCAGUGAAGCCCAUUGUGGUUGAGCUGCCCAUCUCUCCACCAGUGAAGCCCAUCGAGGUUGAGCUUCCCAUCUCUCCACCAGUGAAGCCCAUUGUGGUUGAGCUGCCUAUCGCUCCAGUGGAAGCUGAGUUGCUUCAGAGAUUUGAGUUUGCUCCACCACUGUGGAAAAAUAAGCCACUGAAGGGUCUGACACAGCGACAUAGAAAAAGACAGAAAGACAUGGAAACUUCAGUUCCACAGGCCAUAAAUACUCAGCCUCCUCCCGCCCUAUCGGAUUACUUCCCUCCACCUACAGCGAGGAGAUGCCAAAGGGCCCAGGAUUUCUUCCCUCCACCUCCAGUGGAGCCCAUUGUAGCUGAGCUGCCCAUCUCUCCACCAGUGGAGCCCAUCGUGGUUGAGCUGCACAUCUCUCCACCAGUGAAACCUAUAAUGGUUGAGCUGCCCAUCUCUCCACCAGUGAAACCUAUAAUGGUUGAGCUGCCAAUCUCUCCACCAGUGAAUCCCAUCAUGGUUGAGCUGCCCAUCUCUCCACCAGUGAAUCCCAUCAUGGUUGAGCUGCCCAUCUCUAAACCAGUGAAUCCCAUCAUGGUUGAGCUGCACAUCUCUCCACCAGUGAAUCCCAUCAUGGUUGAGCUGCCCAUUUCUCCACCAGUGAAGCCAAUCGUGGUUGAGCCACCGAUCUUUCCACCAGUGAAGCCCAUUGUGGUUGAGCCACCAAUCUCUCCACCAGUGAAGCCCAACGUGAUCGAGCAUCCCAUCUCUCCACCAGUGAAGCCCAACAUUGUUGAGCUGCGCAUCAUUCCACCAGUGAAGCCCAUCGUGGUUGAGCUGCCCAUCUCUCCACAAGUGAAGCCCAUUUUGGUUGAGCUGCCCAUCUCUCCACCAGUGGAGCCCAUUUUGGUUGAGCUGCCCAUCUCUCCACCAGUGAAGCCCAUCGAGGUUGAGCUUCCCAUCUCUCCACCAGUGAAGCCCAUUGUGGUUGAGCUGCCUAUCACUCCAGUGGAAGCUGAGUCGCUUCAGAGAUUUGAGUUUGCUCCACCACCGUGGAAAAAUAAGCCACUGAAGGGUCUGACACAGCGACAUAGAAAAAGAGAGAAAUACAUGGAAACUUCAGUUCCACAGGCCAUAACUACUCAGCCUCCUCCCGCCCUAUCGGAUUAUUUCCCUACUACUACACCAAAGAGAUGCCAAUGGGCCCAGGAUUUCUUCCCUCCACCUCCAGUGGAGCCUAUUGUAGCUGAGCUGCCCAACUCUCCACCAGUGAGGCCAAUCAUGGUUGAUCUGCCCAUCUCUCCACCAGUGGAGCCCAUCGUGGUUGAUCUGCCCAUCUCUCCACCAGUCAAGCCCAUCGUGGUUGAGCUGCCCGUCUCUCCACUAGUCAAGCCCAUCGUGGUUGGGCUAGCCAUCUCUACACCAGCGAAGCCCAUUGUGGUUGAUCUGCCCAUUUCUCCACCAGUGAAGCCCAUCGUUGUUUAUCAGCCCAUCUCACCACCAGUGAAGCACAUCACGGUUGAGCUGCCCAUCUUUCCACCUGUGAACCACCAGGAUCAACCUGAUCAAUGGGCCAACUGGGGAAUAGAGGCUGGUUCUUCUCAGAUUGUCGAUGCUCCUGCCUAUCUCCCCCUCCCUACUUCCUCUGAUGUCCCUCAGCAGAGUCCACAGGAACAGCCUGGAGUCCUCACAGAAUCCCCUGAGCUUCUUGCAAACGUUGGGACUCUUAAGGAGAUGAUUGAGAUUGCAUGGCAGAAGUGUCAGGAGUACCAAUCUAAGUUCUUCAUGUGGUAUUGUCCCAUCUUUCCUUCAGUGAAGCCCAUCGUUGUUGAUCGGCCCAUCUCUCCACCAGUGGAGCACAUCAUGUUUGAGCUGCCCAUCGUUCCACCAGUGAAACCCAUCGUGGUGGAGCAUCCUAUCUCUCCACCAGUGGAGUCCAUUGUGGUUGAGCUGCCCAUCUCUCAACCAUUGAAGCCCAUCUUGGUUGAGCUGCCCAACUCUCCACCAGUGAAGCACGUCAUGUUUGCGCUGCCUAUCGCUGCAGUGGAAGCUGAGUCGCUUCAGAGAUUUGAUGGUCUGACACAGCGACAUAGAAAAAGACAGAAAGACAUGGAAACUUCAGUUCCACAGGCCAGAACAACUCAGCCUCGUCCCGCCCUAUCGGAUUUCUUCCCUCCACCUCCAGUGGAACCCAUCGUGGUUGAACUGCCCAUUUCUCCACCAGUGAAGCACGCCAUGUUUGAGCUGCCCAUCUGUCCAGUGGAAGCUGAGUCUCUUCAGAGAUUUGAGGGUUACCAAACGGCCCAAAAUGGAGUUAACCCAUAUUCAAUGAGAGCAGUAACAGGUGCUCCAAUGGGCAAAUACCCAGGUUAUCCAUGUACAACUACCAAAGCUGGGUCUGGAAUAUCAGACGCUGCCCUGGUUCACAUGCUCAGACUUCUCUCACCGAUGUGAAUGCCAAAAGAUGAUGGUGGAUGGAACUCUGCUGGGGAUCACAUGUCCACGCCUGGGACUCCCUUCUACAUGGGAAGGGAGUCCCAGGACUGGACCUUUAAAGCCCUUUAAGGUACUACAUGACUUAAUCCAGCUCAUCUUUUUGACACAACAAUCCAAAUUAAUCUAUUUCAGUAAAUGUAAUUCCAGAGGUUGAUAUACUGUAAGUGCACGUUUUCAACAUUAAAGUAUGUUUGUGGUAAGAGAUGUCACAAACUUUCUCUUUCUCCCAUAAGCUAUUUUGCCUGUGUAACGCUCGUCUUCCUCCUCGUCUGAGGAGGAGCAAGGAUCGGACGAAUAUGCAGCGUGGUUUGAAUACAUACUUAUUUAUUAUUAUAAACGAAGACGGAAAAACACUUAAACAAACUACAAAACAAUAAACGACGUGAACAGACCUGAACUUGAGAACAUAUAAAAAUGAACGCACGAACAGGAAGGAACAAACAAAACGAAACAGUACCGUGUGGCGAACAAACACAGACACAGCAACAAUCACCCACAAACAAACAAUGAGAACAGCCUACCUUAAUAUGGUUCUCAAUCAGAGGAAACGUAAAACACCUGCCCCUGAUUGAGAACCAUAUCAGGCUAAUUAAAAAUGAACCGAACAUAGAAACACAUAACAUACAAUGCCCACCCCAACUCAUGCCCUGACCAUACUAAACAAAGACAAAACAAAGGAAAUAAGGUCAGGAAC
This is a messenger RNA of Salvelinus fontinalis (brook trout), 5080 nucleotides long. RefSeq names its product calphotin-like. The record is from RefSeq and is a predicted model, not a curated record. NCBI's taxonomy places the organism in Eukaryota, Metazoa, Chordata, Actinopteri, Salmoniformes, Salmonidae.